UGCGCGGAGUCGUAGUCAGUUUGGCGUUGGUUCCCGGAGGCCGCGGGGCUUCGAGUGGCCGCCGGCGCGCGGCAGGCUGGCCCGAGGCCGGGCAGCGGGGCCUCCGCCAUGCCCGGGAUGGUGCUCUUCGGUCGGCGCUGGGCCAUCGCCAGUGACGACCUGGUCUUCCCGGGGUUCUUCGAGCUGUCCCUGCGAGUGGUGUGGUGGAUUGGCAUUUUGACUUUGUACCUCCUGCACAGAGGCAAGCUGGACUGUGCUGGCGGUGUCCUCCUCAGCAGUUACUUGAUUGUUCUUAUUGUCCUCCUAGCAGUUAUAAUAUGUACCCUGACAGCCAUCGUAUGUGUCAGCAUGAAAGGAACCAUUUGUAACCCUGGACCGCGGAAAUCCAUGGCUAAGCUGCUUUACAUCCGCCUGGCGCUCUUUCUGCCAGAGAUGGGCUGGGCUUCUCUGGGGGCCGCCUGGAUAGCAGACGACAUUCGGUGUGACAAGACGGUUGUGAAUGGCAUCAUUGCCACUGUCGUUGUCAGCUGGAUUAUCAUCGUCUCCACUGUGGUUACCAUUAUCGUCGUCUUUGACCCGCUGGGGGGGAAGAUGGCUCCGUAUUCCUCUGCUGGCCCCAACCACCUGGACAGUCAUGAGUCGAGCCAGCUACUUCACGGCCUCAAGACAGCAGCUACCAGCGUGUGGGAGACCAGGAUCAAGUUACUGUGCUGCUGCGUCGGGAAAGAUGACCACACUCGAGUUGCUUUUUCGAGUAUGGCAGAGCUUUUCUCAACCUACUUUUCAGACACAGAUCUGGUGCCCAGCGACAUUGCGGCGGGCCUCACCCUUCUCCAUCAGCAACAGGACAACAUCAGGAACAGCCAGGAGCCUGAUGAGGUCAUCAGCCAUUCCCCAGGCCCCCCCCAGGAAGCUGAUUUAGAUGCAGAGUUAGAAAAUUGCCAUCAUUACAUGCAGUUUGCAGCAGCCGCCUACGGGUGGCCCCUGUACGUUUAUCGGAACCCCUUCACAGGCCUGUGCAAGAUCGGUGGGGACUGUUGUAGAACCAGGACAGCAGAAUAUGACUUGGUUGGAGGUGAUCAGCUCAGCUGCCAUUUUGGCUCCAUCCUGCAGACGACAGGGCUACAGUACAGGGACUUCAUUCACAUAAGCUUUCAUGACAAGGUCUACGAGCUUCCCUUUUUAGUGGCUCUGGACCACAGGAAGGAGUCCGUCGUGGUGGCAGUGCGAGGAACCAUGUCUCUCCAGGACAUCCUCACGGACCUGUCAGCGGAGAGCGAGGACCUGAACUUGGAGUGUGGGGUGCAAGACUGUUCGGCGCACAAGGGGAUUUCUCAAGCCGCCAGAUAUGUGUACCAGCGCCUCAUCAACGAUGGGAUCUUGAGCCAAGCGUUCAGCAUUGCUCCCGAAUACCGGCUAGUGGUCGUGGGACACAGCCUGGGGGCCGGCGCCGCGGCCCUGCUGGCCAUCUUGCUCAGGAGCUCGUACCCUCAAGUCCGGUGCUACGCCUUCUCCCCGCCCCGGGGGUUGCUGAGCAAAUCCCUUUAUGAACACUCCAAGAACUUCACCGUGUCGCUUGUGCUAGGCAAGGAUAUCAUCCCCAGGUUAAGUGUGACCAACUUGGAAGAUUUGAAGAAGAGAAUCUUGCGAGUGAUCGCGCACUGUAACAAGCCCAAGUACAAGAUCCUGCUGCGCGGGUGCUGGUAUGAGCUGUUCGGAGGCGACCCUGACAACCUUCCAACAGAGCUGGACGGGGGCGCCCAGGGACACCUGACGCAGCCGCUUCUGGGGGAGCAGAGCCUGCUGACGCACGGGUCCCCGACAUACAGCUUCUCCAGCGACUCCCCCCUGGAGUCCCCCGCCAAGUACCCCCAUCUCUACCCUCCCGGCAGGAUCAUCCACCUGGAGGAAGAAGGCACCUCAGGGAGGUUUUGCCGCGCUGCCGCUCGGUACAGUGCGAGGUGGGCACACGAAUCACAGUUCAGCAAAAUACUCAUCGGCCCGAAGAUGUUAACGGACCACAUGCCCGACGUCCUGAUGAAAGCCUUGGACAGCGUGGUGUCCGACAGGGCCGCCUACGUUUUCUGUCCCCCCGGAGGUGGCUCCAACGUGGACGUGGUGUAAGUAGAGCUACUCUAAACCGCUCGAGGACGGCAGACUCACACUUUUGUUCUUACGUGGACAGUAGCAGAGUGACGUCCGUGAUGCCGGUGGAUGUCCGUCGAUAGGAAUCCGUCAGGUACUAGAUUUGGUGGUCUUCUGAAUCACGGAACGAUUGAUCACAGUGUUAGCAAGAUCGGGUGUCAGGGGAGAACAUGGAGAUGACGGGACUCGUGUAGGAAGCUUCGGGAAGCUCCAGGGCAAUUCCCUGAUGAUCUCAGAACCGUCCCAGCAAAAGUUGGGAUCCACGGCUAGGUUUAAGGACCUGACGGAUCUGUGGACUCUCACCGCCCCCCCGUCCCACCUUUUCAAUGACAGGGUCUCGUCUUACCACUGUUUAGGAGUCUGAACCCGGCAGACUGAAUUUUCCUGGCUACACAAUCUUAGUGCGUCACUGUAAGGGUACGGAUGGGUCUUCUCCUGGGUGGCGCUAAGGGUCAGCCCCGAGGUCAGGCUGGGAACUGGGGCCACUGCUCCUCGGCGCUCCAGCCUCAACAUCAAGCUGCUUUAUUUUCACCUAUUACUUUGGCUUUUGGACGUCAGCCAGUGGAUUCCGAGGGAGUUUAUAAUAAAGCACUUACACGUGU
Messenger RNA from Prionailurus viverrinus (fishing cat), 2747 nucleotides. It is a transcript of the gene DAGLB, whose product is annotated as diacylglycerol lipase beta. The transcript has 15 exons. The coding region runs from base 109 to 2124 and encodes 671 amino acids. The record is from RefSeq and is a predicted model, not a curated record. NCBI's taxonomy places the organism in Eukaryota, Metazoa, Chordata, Mammalia, Carnivora, Felidae. Gene Ontology annotation, biological process: lipid metabolic process.